Messenger RNA from Acaulospora morrowiae, 2079 nucleotides. The record is from the annotation of a GenBank genome assembly. NCBI's taxonomy places the organism in Eukaryota, Fungi, Glomeromycota, Glomeromycetes, Diversisporales, Acaulosporaceae.
AUGUGGACUGACGAUCAACUACGUUUAUUAAUAGACGAAAGAAAAAACAAAAAUCCACAGUAUCAUGAUAUCCCGGCAGUAGUAGGGUGGAUUUUUGGAACAACAUCGCAAAUACAAUCAAUGCACGGUUUAGAACCAGCUAUACAGGAUCUCAAUGUAAUAGUAGGGAUUGCAAUGUCAGAAAUACAUAAAUACUUCGUACGUGGAGAAUCCAGGUGGAAUAUAACGGAUUUUUUAAACGAGUGUGAGCUUGAACCAUUCGAACAAAAGAUAUAUUGUUAUACUAAAAGCCUCAAAAACAUCUCUAAUAAUGUAAAAGACUGCAGGCGCAAAAGCGCACAAUGGUUGUCUGACGCUCAGGUAGUGUUAGGGCGCAGAGAUGACCUUCUAGGUUUUCUGUCGUUCAAGGCUUCUAGCCGACCUGAUACUAGCCCCGUUGAAGCAGCCGAGGCAACGGAUGAAAAUUAUAGGAAAUUGGAAUGUUUUAAAUCAAGAAUAGAACCUUAUACUGAUUACAAAACAUCGAGGAAGUGGAAUAAGGAGCGCUCUAAUAAACAACUUCACCUCCACCACUCAACAUUCAUGGAUCAUGGUAUUGGGACUAUAAAUGGCGGAACAGUCGGAACUAUAAAUGGGUUCUUCGCCACUAGAUCUUCAAUGAGAGAGAUUCCCAAUCUACAGAAUAAUGAUGACCCAAAACGGAGAAAGAUCGAUGGUGAGAAUCCUCCUUCACCACGAACACCCGAAAAUCAUAUAUUUUCUUCAAAUUUAAUCAUUUCUCCAACUACAAGAAGUGAAUGCAAUGAUGAAGAAACUGACAGUGAUGGUUUUGAUGCAGAUAAGAGAGAUCCUAAUAAUUAUACGUUUGAUGAGUUUGUGGAUGGUAACGAUGAAUAUGUAAGUGAUGAUGACGAUGAUCAAGAGAGAGUUUUCUUGAACGAUUCGGAUGCAUUUGAUGAAAAUGGUGAUGAUAAUCCCUAUAUGUUUCAAGAGAAGAAUAUAUCUGCGCUAUUUACAUCAUAUCGUUCGAGAGCAUGGCAAAUGGCACGGGAAUCGGGUUUAUCUAUUGAAGACUACCAUGAGAUAUUGAGCUUAUCGCAUAUUUUAUUAUUACAAGCCGAUAACUUUUCAGAUCUGCAGAUUAAACAAUUUUCCAGAGAUACUCUAGUAGAUUUUCAUAAACAUAUGCGCAAUACGUGUAUAGUAAAAACCAAGGUCGCACAAGGCGUAAAGACGAUAUUUCGAGAAUGUAUUGAGAUUGCACUUGAUGAGGCUCUCGGGCUGAAAGAAGCGGAAAAAGCUGUAGAACAGUCGUUCACAAAGUCUUUUGAUUGUCUUAUUGAUCGAAAAAGUUUGAAAGGAUGCGCUGGCUAUAACACUUUUAUCUAUCUCAGAACGAAAAAUAUCCCUGUUAAGCUAUUGAAGGACCUUCUCAGUGAGGGCACUCUGACUGUCAACAUCAUUAGCCCCAUAUUGCGUUCCUUCUUUCAUGAUUCUUCAAUACAUCCAGCCAUAUGGCCAAACACUGCCAGUAUGAGCGCCAAAGUCCGUAAACUUGCCAAUCUAGAUCCUUCACGAGCAAAGCAACCAGACAUGAUCGGUAAUGUUGUGAAUAACAACAAAUCUAAAUACGAAAUGAUGUUUUGCGAGAUUACAGGGGAUGGAAAAAACAAUAACAAAAAGAAAAACAACAUAGAUCUUAUCAGACUAGGCAUUUUCAUGAAGGAUGCUCUAGAUCUUCUCAUAAAGAAGACAGGAAAAAAUCAUACAACUUUUGCGUGGCAAACAAUUGUGACAAUAUGGACAGGUUAUAUCAUGGUUUUGACUGCCUCAGGAUUAUAUAUUAUGUUCGAUAUUGGCGAAACCAAACUUCCCGAGUCUAUUCAAACCUGUGGACAAUUUAUUGACGGCAUUGACAAUUUGUUCACAUUCACUGAGAAAUAUGAGUAUGAAGUACAAAGGCUUCGUGAUGAUAUUAACAAAAAGGAAGAAAAUAUCGAUAUUCCUGUAGAAAUCAUCAAUCAGUUGCGAGCUACACUGGGAACACAGUUUAAAGAAAUAAUCAAAGAUCGUAAAUAA